This is a messenger RNA of Melospiza georgiana, 2283 nucleotides long. RefSeq names its product chromosome 21 C17orf58 homolog (gene C21H17orf58). The record is from RefSeq and is a predicted model, not a curated record. NCBI's taxonomy places the organism in Eukaryota, Metazoa, Chordata, Aves, Passeriformes, Passerellidae. Gene Ontology annotation, molecular function: protein binding. The transcript has 5 exons. Bases 535 to 1419 code for a protein of 294 amino acids.
AUAAGGCAUCAGCCUCCGGAGCUGGGGAUUGUGGGUUCGAGUCCCAUCUGGGUCGUGCCCUGUCUGUUUUGUGGCGCGGCCGCGGGGCCGCCCCGUGCUCGGGAUCCCCGACUCUUUUACCCGCAGCUGCCCCGAGCCCCCGCUCUUCCCGGGCGCCGAGUGCUGCCUGGAGCCGCGGGGAUCGUGCGAGUGCGUCCCGCUCUCUUCUCAGGGCUCCGUCGCAGCUGCAGCCGGGGAACAGCAGCGCCCGCAGGUGCCACGGCGCUUUUGGUCCCUGUUUUGGUCCCCCAUCGCCCCUGGGAAAGCUUUUAAUCUCUCCUGCCUGAGCAUCCCUGUUGCAAUGCUGGAGUGCUCCAAGCAUAUUUACUCUACUCUUAAUGGAGGUCCUGCCCAGGAUCCCUGCUCUAUGCUGAGAAGCCCGGCCAGGCUCUGAGCAAAGAUGUUUUCAGUGCCGCAGCUGAGGUUCGGGUGAAGGAGCCAGCGCGGGGCACGGGCAGUGCCAGCGGGAAUGCCAGGGAAGGGCGGCUCCCGGGAAUGCCCCCCGGGCCCCCGGGCAUCCCCUCCCUGGCCCCCGACAAGAGGAAACGCGCGGAGCCUUCCCUGGAGAACAGCACAGGGCCGAGGAAGCACCUGGGGCAGCUCGGAGGGCUCCGGGCCCCGGGGGCUGCUCCCGGCCAGGCCAACAGGCCGCACCCGGAGCGGCGGCGGGCCGGGGCUGCCAACAGCCUGGGGGCCCUGCGAGCCCCUCCCCGCCCUAAGGCCCUGCUGGAAACACAUCCUUUCCCGGACUUUGGAAUGGGGGAGCCCAACGAUCCUGACACGCUGCACCACUUCAACCGAGCGGGGAAGGGAAUGGCCUACAAAGAGCCCGACCCGUCCGGCAGGAUCCUCAAGGCCUCGUGGGUCACGAACCGCUGGGAGCCCAGCCCGAGGCACCGGGGCGAGCUGGGGACAGACGGUGACAAGGAGAAGCUGUGUCAGAGCGAGUGCAGGAAGGAGCGGGAUGAAGGGGAGGCUUUCUGUGCCAGCGAGUUCGCAGCAGUGAAUGGAAUUGUUUACAACCUGGAGAGCCUGGGCCAUGGGGUGCAGUGGGUCACCCUGCUGGUGGACACUGAUGGACUGUACAGGAUGAGCCGCCUCUAUGUCACCCCCGACGCCGCCUUCUUCCGAGUUCACAUCCUGCUUGUGGAUACUUUGAACUGCAGCAAACCAUGCCCAGACUUUAAACUUGGCAGCCGCUACAUCGUCAUGGGGCACAUCCACCACAAGCGCCGCCAGGUGCCCCCGGAGCUGCUCCCGGCCCUGAGGGGGCGGCUGCGCCCCGGGGACGGCUGGGUCGGGAGCGGCAGCGGCUUCGUGAGGAGAUUCAACAGGAAAAGGGAUCUCAGGGUGAGGGCAGCGCGCUCCAGGUGUCCCUGAGGCUCCGUCAGGACGGGGGAGCGGCGGGAUCGGCCCUCAGAGCGCCCCGGCCGAGGGCAGCGCUCCCGCUGGAGCCUCAGCAAACACCGGGGGCCUCGGGCAGGCACCCCCGGCCAGGCUCGGCACAGAAUUCACUCUAGGGAAUGUGAACCGGCCGGGAAUUUGCUCCAGCUGCUUGCAGAGCCACAGGUUAUUGUUGCUUCCCCUGCUGCAGUGCGCCCCGAAUAAUCUGUAGUAACUGUAAUGCAAAAUUCUGGCAGUUUCGUCCUCGGUACGCAACAACUGCACUUUGAACGCUUCACCUUGAACACAUUAGAUGAUACCACAGCUUUAUCUACACAGGAUGUUCACUGUGCUUUCACAGUUCUGCCUAAUGCACUUGAUUUCAGAGAAGCCAACACCACUGAGUACCAUUUGUAUUAUUUUUGUCUCCUCAACCACGUCCAUGGUAUUUCUGAAAAUUACACCAUUCUUCCAGCAGAGCUGGAUGUUCACACAAAGCAUACAGAAUAGAGUGUAAUAAUUUGAGUAUAUGAACACUGACUGAAAGCAAAUCAAGAACUGCAAAUGCCCAGUUGCAUUUACAAGUGAUGGUGCAGGGAAUGCAAAAUGAGCAUGGGCUGCACACACUGGGUGUGCCAGGGCACUUUGUCCCAGAGCUGUGCUGAAUGCCAUUCCCCAGGAGAAAUGUUGCCAAGCUUGUACUUGCACAAGAGUAAAGUUACUUUUUAAAUCAAAAAGACAAUAUUUUAUUACCUUUAGUGUGCUGAAAUUGAGAUGUUUGUUGUUCCCAGUCAGUAUUCACAAAUAAUAAGUCUGUAAAAGAAACUAAUAAAAUGCUCAUGAAGUUCUGCUUUCACUGUC